AUGGCAUAUCUUGCUCCUAUACAUCGUGGGACUAGCGUGCAGCAUGCAAUAAAGCUCCAUAUAUUGUCUGCAGAUGAGGAAUCACUGGUUUUAGCCAAAGCCAAUCGGCUCGAAAUCUACCAUCAGACCCCAGAUGGCUUGGUGCUGGCUCAUACAAGAAGCCUGUAUGGCAAGGUCACAAUGUUGGAGACGCUACGUCCGGCCAAUGCCUCAACCGAACACCUCUUCGUUGGUACAGAUCGAUAUAUGUACUUUACCGUCUCCUGGGACUCAGAGGCGCGGCAAUUACGUACGGAGAAGAGCUAUCAAGAUCAAGCUGAGAAGACUGCAAGAGACUCUCAGACCGAAGAUCGGUGCCUGAUAGACCCUACCAGAAGAUUCAUGGCGCUUCUACUCUACGAUGGCAUCGUCACUAUAUUACCCAUACACCAGCAGGGCAGCAAGAAGGGCACAGGCGAACCUGGAACUCUGGGCGAUCCUGUACCGGCAAGAAUCUCCGACUUAUUUGUUCGAUCUUCAACUUUUCUGCACCCUCGACAAGAAGAUGCCGAACAGCUGAAAUUCGCCUUUCUCUACGAAGACAACCAGCAAAGAGUGUGCUUGAAUGUUAGAAAUUUGGAAUAUUCUGCCAGCGGCAGUGGGGAACCAGGUAGCGCAUACCUUGAGAAAAUUGUUAGCACACGGGACGAUUUAGAGCUUGGGGCUAGCCAUCUCAUAGCCGUGCCUGCCCCAGCUUAUGGCCUGCUCAUCCUUGCUGAAACUUCAAUAACGUAUCUAGACGAUGUCAAUGGGGAAGUUCUGAGCAAUGCUUUGGAGGAAGCAAGGCAAUUUGUGGCUUGGGCACAGGUUGACAAUCAGCGUUGGCUUAUAGCAGAUGACUCUGGGAAACUUUACCUCCUUAUGCUUCUACUGGAGAAUGAAGGCGAUGUCACAGGCUGGAAGCUUGAUGCGAUUGGACAGACAUCACGGGCCUCCGUACUUGUCUAUUUAGACGGGGGAUAUAUGUUCGUCGGCUCCCAUCAAGGGGACUCACAGGUUGUCAAAAUUCAAGAGCAAGGCAUCGAGAUAGUACAGACGAUCUCGAACAUCGCGCCUGUCCUGGAUUUCACUAUCAUGGACAUGGGCAAUCGGUCAGGCGAAGGACAGACCAAUGAAUACUCCUCGGGGCAAGCUCGUAUCGUCACCGGAUCGGGAGCUUUUCAAGAUGGUAGCCUCCGAAGUGUCCGUAGUGGAGUUGGCUUAGAAGAGCAGGGUUUGCUGGGAGAGAUGGAUCAUGCCACGGAUCUCUUCUCAUUGAGGUCAGGCGAUGCAAGCGCUAGUGUAGAUCUACUCGUGGUGUCCUUCGUUGGCGAGACAAGGCUAUUUCAGUUCCAAGCAGAUGGAGAGGUGGAGGAAAAAGCGGAAUACAAGAGCUUAUCAUUGUCAGAAGGCACUCUACUUGCUGCAGAUCUUUCAAAUGGCCGGCUGCUCCAAGUCACUGCAUCGUCGGCUCGCUUGAUUGAGUCAGAAAAUGGUAUGGUUAUCUCCGAGUGGUCCUCGACCGAUGGCCAUCCAAUCACGGCCGCGUCAGCAAAUGAUCAGAACCUUGUGCUGUCAGUCAAUGGUCUGGAAGCCCUUGUACUGGAUCUGAGGGAAGACUUAAAGGUCUGCGCAAGAAGACAAUUCACAGAGGAGGGUCAAAUUGCUUGCAUCCACGUCUCGCAUGUCUCGUCGGAGAUCUGCAUAGCAGGCUUCUGGCAGAGUGCCGCCGUUGCUAUUUUCAAGAUUGAUACUCUCGAAACACUGCAGAAAGUCAUUGUCAGCGAUGAGACAGUCUCAGUACCGCGCUCUAUCCUACUUGUCCAGAUUCUCCCAGAACAGCCACCUACGCUGUUCAUCGCCAUGGCCAAUGGCGAAGUCAUCACCUUUUCCACCAACCUCACCACCUUCGCACUCUCCUCGAAGAAAGUCACCGUACUUGGGACUCAGCAAGCGAGCUUCCAGGCUCUCCCAAGAAGUGAUGGCCUGUCAAAUGUCUUUGCAACGUGCGAGCAUCCAAGUCUAAUCUAUGGCUCUGAGGGCCGUAUUGUGUAUUCUGCCGUCACCGCUGAAAAAGCGUCGUGCAUCUGCUCUUUUGAUUCCGAGGCUUACCCUGGUGCCAUCGCCAUAGCUACACCCGAGGACGUCAGGAUCGCGCUUGUGGAUACAGAGCGCACAACACACGUUCAGACUCUACCUGUCGGAGAGACUGUACGAAGAAUGGCAUACUCACCCAAGCUGAAAGCCUUUGGCAUAGGAACAAUACACAGAUCAUUGCGUCAGUCACGAGAAUUUAUCAAGAGUCACUUCAAGCUCGCAGAUGAGGUCCUCUUCAAAGAGCUCGACACUUACGCUCUCAACGAAGAAGAGUUGGUGGAAAGCGUCAUCAGAGCCGACAUUCGCGAAGAUUCUGGCGAGCUAGUCGAACGCUUCAUUGUUGGGACUGCAUAUCUGGAUGACGAAGAGCCAGACUCAAUACGCGGCAGAAUCAUUGUGUUUGCUGUCACUUCUGAACGAACCCUCAAAGUCAUCACCGAACUGCCUGUCAGAGGCGCCUGCAGAGCCCUCGGCGUAAUCUCGGGCAACAUUGUCGCGGCGCUCGUGAAGACAGUUGUGGUAUAUUCCCUCGAAAAUUCUCAUCUCCACAAACGUGCCACCUACCGCACCUCUACCGCCCCCAUCGAUAUAUCCGUUCACGGCUCCCAGAUCGCGAUCGCUGAUCUCAUGAAAUCCUUGUCCGUCACCACCUACACUCCCGGUUCGGUAGGACUCGAGGACACCCUCACAGAAACGGCCCGCCACUACCAGACAGCUUGGAGCACCGCUGUCGCUCAUGUUGGUGAAGACACUUGGCUCGAAGCUGAUGCUGAAGGCAAUCUUAUGGUGCUACAUCAGAAUGUCGGCGGUGUGACGAGUGAUGACAGGCGAAGGUUGGAGGUUACCAGUGAGCUGAGGUUGGGGGAGAUGGUUAAUAGGAUCCGGAGUUUUGAAGUCAGCGAAACCGAUACUCGUACCCCUGCGCCCGUGGUACCGAAAGCGUUUAUGGGUACCGUGGAAGGCAGUAUUUACCUCUUUGGCCUCAUUGCCCCAACACACCGCGAUCUCCUCAUGCGCUUGCAAGCUGCGCUGGCGCCCAUGGUGAAUAGUUUGGGGGACGUUCCGUUCAAUGCAUAUAGAGGGCUUAGAAAUCAAGUCAGAGAAGCAGAAGAGCCUUAUCGGUUUGUGGACGGGGAGUUGAUUGAGGGCUUUUUGGACUUAGGGGAAAGGGUGCAAGAAAGUGUUGUAGGGGGUCUGGGGGAGGUGGGCGUGAAAGCGGGCGGAGUUGAGGGCGUAAGAGAGCUGGUAGAGGGAUUAAGGAGAUUGCAUUGA
Molecule: messenger RNA, 3387 nt
Organism: Letharia columbiana
Lineage: Eukaryota; Fungi; Ascomycota; Lecanoromycetes; Lecanorales; Parmeliaceae
Exons: 4
Coding region: 1-3387 (1128 amino acids)
Biological process (GO): DNA repair; proteasome-mediated ubiquitin-dependent protein catabolic process
Cellular component (GO): site of double-strand break; nucleus
Molecular function (GO): protein binding; nucleic acid binding
Source: RefSeq, a predicted model, not a curated record